Messenger RNA from Megalobrama amblycephala (Wuchang bream), 1290 nucleotides. Its product is annotated as lipopolysaccharide-induced tumor necrosis factor-alpha factor homolog. Gene Ontology annotation, molecular function: zinc ion binding. The transcript has 7 exons. NCBI's taxonomy places the organism in Eukaryota, Metazoa, Chordata, Actinopteri, Cypriniformes, Xenocyprididae. The coding region runs from base 299 to 805 and encodes 168 amino acids. The record is from RefSeq and is a predicted model, not a curated record.
UGUCAACAUGUUCCCUCUGAUCAUUCAGUCAGGAAAUAAAAAUGCAGUUUAUUUUGCACGAUAUCUUGAGGAACUUCUGAUUGCGUUAUAGCAUCAGCUUUCAACUCCACCCCUUAUUUCUGCCAUAUCAGUGCCUAUUCUGGUAGUCUCUCUAUCUGUCCAAGUGUCUUUAUAGAGAAGAGCAUCAGAAUUUCCACAGCUCUCCAUCGACUGCACAAACACACAGUGUCUUUAUAGAGAAGAGCAUCAGAAUUUCCACAGCUCUCCAUUGACUGCACAAACACACAGAUUGUUGAUAAUGGAUAAAGAACAGUUCCCCCCUCCAUAUCCUGGACCGCCAAUGGUCCAGAACAAUGUUACCUACCAGAUGCCGCAGGUUUCCUAUCAAAGCCAACAAAUUCCAGUGGCCACAUACAAUCCACCACCCCCCCAGACGACUGUCGUGACAUCUAACAUCCAAAUGACCCAGCCAUCUGGCAUGGGUCCAACAACAGUUUACAACCAGCAGCCCGUCAUGUCCACUGUCCCUCAGACUGUCCAGUCUGCGCCUGCCCAGGUCACAGUAGUUAUUCCACCACGUCUAACUGAAGUUCCUGGGCAGAUGAAAUGUCCUCACUGUCAGCAGCAGGUCGUCACAGAGACGACAUACAUCAAUGGGAUGAUGGUGUGGGUCAUCUGUGGAAGUCUUGGCAUCUUAGGGAUCUGGCCGUGUUGUUUGAUUCCCUUCUGUGUGAAUGCCUGCAAGGACGUAGAGCAUCACUGUCCAAGCUGCAAAAGCCUCAUCUAUGUGUACAGGCGCAUGUAGCUUGUUCUUAAGUGUUCUUAUGUUUAUCUGACCACACCACAAAAGAUUCAUUUGCUUUAUUUUCAACUUAUUGCAACUAUGUGUAACUGAUCCUACUCAACUUGCUUUGAAACUAAACCACACAUAACCACACAACCACGCAUAACACAAUCCUUUGAUUGGAAAAACUAGCUAAACUACCCUAACACAAGGAAGUCAUUGACAUGCACAGUAAAACCUUGCUGUAAAAAAAGGCCAUAUUCUGACAAUAACACCAUUUUCCAUUAGGAAAAAAUGCAUUCUGGGUAAUAUUUGUCAUUUUUGAGAAAAUGGCCUACAGUUAACAUCGCUCAAAGCCGACACUCAGAGGCUGUGUUCUAAAUCACACCCUAUACCCUCAUUCACUUAGCCUGACUACGUCAGACUUCCUACUUCCGCUCAAUUUCAUUUCGCUUCUGUACUCAGUCUGAUACAGCGUCAGAGCUUUGUGUUUGCCACCGGUCUGG